GCCCACAAUGCCCUCUUUUGCCUUUUUGCUCCUGUUCUGUUCUUUCUAUGCAUUUGUCUAUAUCUUCUGCAUCAGUUAAUCUGCUAACUUCUGCUGCUGUCACUGUUCUUCCUGCUCUCUCUUCUUACCACUCCAAAUGGGUUUGCAGGAAUCAUAAUUUGAACUUUUGGGUACCAUUUGAUUCCCUUUAUUUUUCUUUUUUCAAAGUCUUUUCCAAAAUCCCCAUUAAUUUUCUCUCCCUUAGAAUUUGUUACCUCUCAAAAAUGAAGCCUUUUCCUUGAUUUGAUCUCAUUACCACAAUUUUAAUGUUAUUGUAAAGUGGUUUACUUUAUCUCCCCCUUAUAUUUUCUGGGUAUCUCUCAAAAAAUGAAGAUUUUCCUUGAUUUGAUUUCAUUAAUACAAUUUGUAAAUUGUAAUGUUAUAUUAAAUUUGUCACUUUCUUAGUAUCUUUUAAUAAUUAGAAAAAAGAAAAAAAAGAAAAACCUCACUUAUUGUUUCUUCUUGGAAUUUAUACUAGAUAUUAUUUGGUGGGGUUUUAGUUUUUUUUGUGUGUGUUUUGCUUUUUUGUGUAUUUUGAAUGUUAUAUUAAUUUAGUAUUAAGUUUGAUAUAUUGGGAAUUUUUUGUGGGUUGUUGUUUCAUGGAAAUUGAUUUGAAUCAUGAAGUGAGUGAGGGGGAAAAGAUUGCAUUUUGCAAUGGGGAAUGUGAAAAAGGUGGUCAUGGUCAUGGUUCUUCAUCAUCUUCUUCAUGUUCUUCAAAUUCAUCACCAAAUUGUGUUACUUCUUACAUGGAGCUAUGGCAUGCUUGUGCUGGCCCACUUACUUCCUUACCCAAGGAAGGGGAUGUGGUUGCUUAUUUCCCUCAAGGUCACUUGGAACAAGCUUUUGCAUCUUCCUCUUUUUACACUUCCAUGGACUUUCCUACCUAUGAUCUCCCUCCCCAAAUCUAUUGCAAAGUUGCAAAUAUCCAACUUCUUGCUAAUAAGGAAAAUGAUGAGGUGUACACACAGCUGACUCUAUUGCCUUUGCCAGAGUUGGUUGGGACUAAUUUUGGAAGCAAAGAAGUAGAGGGACUAGAUGGGGAAGAAGAUGGUACGGAAAUUCUCCCGAAAUCAACACCUCACAUGUUCUGUAAGACACUUACGGCUUCUGAUACUAGCACUCAUGGUGGAUUUUCUGUGCCUCGCCAUGCUGCAGAAGACUGCUUUCCACCUUUGGACUAUAAGAUACAACGCCCCUCUCAAGAGUUGGUUGCUACUGACUUACAUGGAGUGAAGUGGAAGUUUCGACACAUUUACCGUGGUCAGCCUAGACGACAUCUGCUGACGACAGGUUGGAGCAAUUUUGUGAGCCAAAAGAAACUUGUUUCUGGUGAUGCUGUGCUCUUCUUGAGGGGUGAAGAUGGAGAGUUGAGACUUGGCUUAAGAAGAGCUCUACGGCCCAAAAUUGGUCUUCCUGAUUCUGUGAUCGGCAAGCAAAGUAUGUAUCCCAAUGUUCUUUCUGCAGUGGCUAAUGCAAUAUCGACUAAGGUCACGUUCCCCGUCUUCUGCAGCCCAAGGGCUAGCCAUCCAGAGUUUGUUGUACCAUACCAAAGUUAUAUUAAAAGUAUUACCAAUCUGAUAUAUACUGGAACAAGAUUCAAGAUGAGAUUCGAAGUAGAUGACUCUCCUGAAAGAAGGUGCAGCGGCGUUGUUAUCGGUGUCAAUGACAUAGAUCCCUAUAAAUGGCCUAACUCAAAAUGGAGAUGCUUAAUGGUGAGAUGGGACAAAGAUAUUGUCAGUGAUCAACAAGAACGGGUUUCUCCCUGGGAGAUUGAUCCUUCCGUGUCUCUCCCUUCACUGAGCAUCCAAUCUUCUCCCCGGAUAAAAAAACUCCGAACUGGUUCGCCAACCAGUCCGUCCAAUGCUGUCAAUUCCGGUGGGCUGGGAAUUUUGGACUUCGAGGAAUCUGUCAGAUCCUCCAAGGUCUUGCAAGGUCAAGAAAAUGUUCGUUUUGUUUCACCUGCCUAUGGAUGUGGCACGGUAAGCUGUUUGCUGGACAAGCAACCAGGAGUAGCUAACCAGCAUAGUCUCGUAUCGACUAAUAUACCUAAAAUAAAGGCGAGCGAGUUUAGAUCACUGGCUCAACCAAUGACUUACACGGGAAUUUUGGAAUCAAACAGAUUCCCGAGGGUCUUGCAAGGUCAAGAAAUCUGUCCGUUGAGAACUUUGACGAGUAAAAUGAACUUCCAUCCGGGAGCUUUGGUUAAGCCCGGUAUUGCAACCACUUGUUAUAACUUAUAUCAUGGAUCGAAAACCAGUUUCUAUCCUCUAGCUUCCGAAGGUGCAAGAAACAUGCAUUUUCCGUUUAAUGUUUACGAUCCCGAUCAAGAUUCUGUGAUGGUUUCUUACAAAAGUACAAUUGCGAAAGAGAAUUCGGCGUUCUGUUCAUCUCGUUACCAGAGUAAUGUUCUUGGGGCGGAAGCUCUAAAGCUUAAUGUCCCAAAUGAACACAAACCUUCCGAGAAUGCAUAUGUGCUUAAUUCAUUAAAUACGGCUCUUAUAGUUCCGAAAGAUGUUCCUAAUAAAGGUCCUAGACCUAGUUGUAAAAAACUAUUUGGGUUCCCAUUGGAGCGGGAAACUUCAGGCACGAACUCUGACAUUUCAAGUCGGAGUUGCACAAAGGUUCACAAGCAAGGCAGCUUGGUUGGAAGAGCGAUCGAUCUCUCCAAAUUGAAGAGUUACGCGGAUUUUAUAUAUGAACUUGAAAAGCUGUUUGGCAUGGAAGGACUUCUACAUGAUCCUGCAAAGGGAUGGAGAAUACUCUAUACUGACAAGGAAAAUGAUGUUAUGGUUGUGGGAGAUGAUCCUUGGAAUGAGUUUUGUGAUAUGGUGUCAAAAAUCCACAUUCACACUCGAGAAGAGGCGGAGAAGAUGACGAUGGGUAUAGCGACCGAAGAUAACCAAAGCUGUCUCGAGGAAGCACUAGGCACGCUUGAUGUAUCCAAGUCUUCAUCUGUCGGUCAACCAGAUUCUUCUCCUACUCAGGCAAGAGCGUGAAUUCUUGUCGUUCUACUUAAUCUCCGAAGAUUCAUGAGUUAGCUCGGUUUUAGUUGAUCUGAAACUCGGUUUCUCAUCCAAUGGUCCGUGUUGAUAGUCUGUCAAAACUAUAUCUAUUUGCUGUCAAACUUGGUUUUUAACUAUAUAUGUACCUGUGAAACCUAAGACUUGCUUGUUUAUGGUGUAUUGUAGUAUUGUUGGUAGGGAUGGAUAUGGGUCGGAUCUAAGCCGGGUCCAGUUAGACCCAGAUCCAGACCCAAUUUGUUGGUUCAAUGUACGUGGUAGGAGGAAAAAUAAAACAGAAUUUGUUCCUCUUCAGAUUAAAAUGUGUACCAUGGGUAAUGGGUAUGUUUAGUGUUGAUGUGUUGGAAUUUCCUAUAA
Amaranthus tricolor (Joseph's coat) is the source of this 3416-nucleotide messenger RNA. RefSeq names its product auxin response factor 4. Gene Ontology annotation, cellular component: nucleus. Lineage: Eukaryota; Viridiplantae; Streptophyta; Magnoliopsida; Caryophyllales; Amaranthaceae. The transcript has 12 exons. Bases 639 to 3035 code for a protein of 798 amino acids. Gene Ontology annotation, molecular function: protein binding; DNA binding. The record is from RefSeq and is a predicted model, not a curated record. Gene Ontology annotation, biological process: regulation of DNA-templated transcription; response to hormone.